Gordionus sp. m RMFG-2023 is the source of this 1116-nucleotide messenger RNA. Its product is annotated as golgin subfamily A member 2-like. The coding region runs from base 12 to 917 and encodes 301 amino acids. The transcript is spliced from 8 exons. Gene Ontology annotation, cellular component: Golgi apparatus; Golgi cis cisterna; Golgi cisterna membrane. Gene Ontology annotation, biological process: Golgi organization. Lineage: Eukaryota; Metazoa; Nematomorpha; Gordioida; Chordodea; Parachordodidae. The record is from RefSeq and is a predicted model, not a curated record.
GCGAGGAAAAUAUGAAGAUGUCUUCCAAUUUACAAAGCCAACAGUACGCGUUGCAGGAUCUGAAAGAUAGACUCCAUCACGCCACUACCCACGUUGAUUCUCUCAACCAAAAAGUCGAGGAAAAUCGAAUAGAAAUAACCGAUUUGAUGGCACAGGUCAAAGAAUUAUCUCAGGAUGUUACGGAAAAGUCUUCGGAUUCGCAUCUCGAAUUGCAAAUGCGUUUGAAGGAAACUGAGGAAGAAUUGAAUAGCCUACGGGAGCAGAAUUUAAAGCUCGCUAGAAAACACGAAGACCACCUGUCCAAUUGUUCGAGCGCUGAUACAAGCAGAAUGUCUACACCAGACCCAGAAUUACCGCCAUCUAGAAGACAGUACAUAGCAUCUUUGAAGGAAACCGAACUUCAAAAGGAUGCCUUUUCUCUAUUAGAACAACGUUUUAAGAGAUCCGUGAAAGAGAACGUCGAUCUGAAAGAACGCAAUGAAGGCUUGGAACAUUUGAUAACACUGCUCGAGGGAGAGUCGGAAUGUAUAGGUGAAUAUAUAGCCAUUUAUCACGCUCAAAGAAAUUACCUCAACAAGAAAAACGAGGAUCGAGAAAGCUAUUUAACGCGUUUGGUUAAUCAACAUGUCCGCAUAAGGGAAAAAUUAUCCGAUUUCAAAGAGCUCUUAUCGUUAUACGCCCCUAAAACCCUUGGUCACCCUCAAGAAACCGAAAUUGCUCAAUUCGCCCAAGAACUCGGUCUUAAGGCCUCCCAGAUCUUGGAUCUCCUCGGAACAGGUACCCCCUACCACGAUAAUUAUUUGAAUGCAGAUUCGUUAUCAGCCACUCCACUCACCUUUUCCCAAUUCCAUUCAACUUUGCCGGAAGCCCAUUUGGCCGCUUGCAAAUGUUGCCAAGGAAUCGUUAAACAUAUUUAAUGGUUUUUAGAUUAAAUGAGAAAUAUUUUGUCUACUUCUGCCUAGCAAAAAAAUGAUGCUGAAUUUCGCGUAAACUAAGUAUCGUGUCGAUUUUAAAUAUAUAUAUUUUUUUUAAAUUGUGUUUAAAUUAAAUCAUUCCUUUUAUGCUCACGAAAUAACAAAUUUAUAACUGUUAAAAAUUUGAAUGUUAUAAUUUCCA